CACGUUCGCUCCGUAACACACGCUCAAGUGGACGUCCCCACUCCUGCGUCAUUUUCGCGCUGCCUCGCUCCCGAUGCGCCUCUUUUCCCGACAGACUAAAGAUAGAUGUUUCGAUUUCAGUCCCUGGAUGAAGACUGUACGCUGGAGGAGGAAGAUGAGGGGCUCAUAGAAGAGGAAGAUGAAAUUGAUCAGUUCAACGAUGACACCUUCGGAGCCGGGGCCAUCGAUGACGACUGGCAGGAGGAACACAAACGCCUCGCUGAGCUCGACGAGAGGGGCGGGCUAGGAGGGGGACUGGGGUUAGGAGGAGGGGGCAUGGGAGGAGAAUCUGAUUUAGGAGGAGCUGGGGACUCCUCCUCCACCCGUCUCCCGUCCUCUGCGGUCCAUCUCCACAUGCCAUCAUCCCUCCCUUCACUCAAAUUCACCUCGUCUUCCUCUGGACUGCCUCCAUCAGAUGUGGAGGAUCGAGGAGGGGGAGGCGAUCUGGCAGAGUCUCUGGCCAGAUUCAUCCUGGAUGCCGACCCAGCCAUCGCUGGGGUCGGUGCGGCUGAGAGGCCCGGUCCGUCCCCCGGCUCUUCAGGAUCCAGUCUGUCUGUUCUUCAGGGGCUGGACAGAUCCAGAGUCCUGCCCCAGCCCUCCUCCAUCCCACAUCCCACUCAACCACACCAGCAUCCCCAUCACCCCCAGCACCAGCUGCCUCCGGGGCCCUCCACCUCUGGCCUUCCUCCUGGCCCUCCCCCCUCAUCCAUGCUCAGCUAUCAACAGCAGCAGCACUUGCUGCGCAGAGGGACUGCUUCUAUGGGCCAGAUGAACUCUCACAGUAUCUGGGAGAACAGUAUGGGCUUUGGGCCGGUCAGCGUCACCCCCGGACUCGUUACACACAUGGAGGAUAGUCCACUAAUGUCUAUAAUCAAGGAGGUGGGUCUUCCUAAGCGACCACCUCCGGGUAGGAGUGAUGAAGGACAGGAUUUGUCAGAGAGGGUCCCACCUCCACGCUCUUCCUCCCCUGUGAUUGGAUCCCCUCCGGUGAGGGCAGUGCCUAUUGGGACCCCACCCAAACAGCCAAUGAGCCACACCCUGAAUCAUCAGAUCCACCAUCCCAUGGCGGUUCAUGUCAGAGCCCCAGUCCAGCACAGAUACCCUCCUCCCUUCCCUGAGCGUCUGUCACCAAACACCCUCCUCAAUAUAGCUAACUCCCCUCUGUGUCGUGGUCCAUUCCCUCCUGGAGUCGGUCCAGUCCUGUCUCAGAUUCAACGGGCCCAGCUGCUCAACUCUCAGGUGGCUGGUUUUCCCCGCGGUGGCCCGGCGCCUCCAUUAUUACCAGGCGGUGGUGGUUUCAGGCCGUUCUUCGGGGGUCCUCCUCCUCCACACGGUCACCGAAUGGGCCCGCCGCCCCCUCACGGUCCCCCUAACCACACACCACCCAUCCGACACAACACCACCCACCUGCACCCCCAGCACCGUCGCAUGCUCACCCAGCGCAUGCAGAACCGAGGAGGGGAUCGUGGCAGGACUGCAGGGGACCGACGCAGCAGAGACCCCUACAGUAACCUGAUGACCCAGAAAGAGAAGGAAUGGGUAACCAAAAUCCAGAUGAUGCAGUUGCAAAGUACUGACCCUUAUCUGGAUGACUACUACUAUCAGAACUACUACGAAAAGAUGGAGAAACGUCAGGAAAGAGAGCAGGACAGCAGCAAGAAAGAACACACCACAAAACUGAUCACUCCACAGGUCGCCAAGGUUGAACACACCUACAGACCAGUUCAGUUUGCAGGUUCUCUGGGUAAGCUGACCGUGUCCAGCGUCAACAAUCCCCGCAAGAUGAUUGAUGCCGUGGUGACAUCUCGCACAGAUGACGAGGAGAAAAGAGAGAAGCAGGUUUGGAAUAAGAGGCGACAGAUCCUCUACACCGUGGAGAAGAUGUAUAGUUUGCUGCUGGAGGUUCAAGACUUUGAGAAGCGUUUUGUCCAGGCGCCAGAGGAGGACCGUGAGGCUCUGCUGGAGCAGCACAAAACCAACACCGUGCAGCUGUGCAACUCUCUGCGGGAGAAGGAGUGGGACGACAGAGUUAGUGAUGAGCAGUGUGUGAUGAUCAUGUCUGUAAGGAAGGGAAAGCGCCUCAUCUCCAGGCUCCUCCCCCUCCUGCCAUCGCCCCAGGCCGCCGCCGUUGUCAUGGCGAUUGCCCGCAACCUUCCCGCCCUGGCCAAGAAGGACAAGCAGGACCAGGUGCUGUGCUGGUUAGUGGAGCCGGUUUCUGCAGUGAUCCAGUCAUUGUCGAGCUCCGCCCUCACAGACCUGCUCCAGGAGCUUCAGGGCAACGAGGGCCAACUGGCCACAGUACUGCACAACAAGUUUGGUGUGACACUGCUGUAUCUGAUCCUGAGUGAAGGAGAAAGGAUGCAAAGCUCCGACCCUAACUGUCAACUCAUGGACGACAAUCGAUGGACUGAACUGGUGUUUUCAGUGACGAGGGAGUUGCUCAGCGUUCCCUCCUCAUCGCUCUCUCCACCCCUCUUCACCCCUCCCAACCUGCUCUCCCUCCUGUCACGCUAUGUCGAUCGGCAGAGGUUGGAGCUGUUGCAGGAGAAGCUACAGAUCUCUGCUCUGUCCAGGUAGAAGUUACAACAGACAUCAACACAACCCCCUCCCCACUCGAUGCAGACCUUUUUUUUGUGUGUGCGUGCGUGUCAGAAGAGUGUAUGUAUGUGUGUGUGCAUGUGCGUGCGCUCUUGAGGUGAAUCCAUGGUGGAUAAUUUUAAUCCAGAAGAAUCUCUAGUUACUUUUGUUUUUCUUUUCUUUUUUUUCUUCUUUUUUGUUAAGUCUCUGAUAUGUGUGCAUUUGUAUGUGUGUGUAUGUGUGUAUGACAGUGACACACAGAGAGCAUGAAAUGAGACCGUUUGAAUGAUAAAAGUGAAAUCUGCAUUUUUAAAUAUCUUGUUUACGAUUUUUGCCUGUGAUGAACCUUCAAAUUAAAAAGUAUUUCUAUUAUAUAAAAA
Messenger RNA from Larimichthys crocea (large yellow croaker), 2996 nucleotides. It is a transcript of the gene patl1, whose product is annotated as PAT1 homolog 1, processing body mRNA decay factor. The transcript is spliced from 20 exons. Gene Ontology annotation, molecular function: RNA binding. The record is from RefSeq and is a predicted model, not a curated record. NCBI's taxonomy places the organism in Eukaryota, Metazoa, Chordata, Actinopteri, Sciaenidae. Bases 106 to 2616 code for a protein of 836 amino acids. Gene Ontology annotation, cellular component: P-body. Gene Ontology annotation, biological process: deadenylation-dependent decapping of nuclear-transcribed mRNA; P-body assembly.